This is a messenger RNA of Mizuhopecten yessoensis (Yesso scallop), 3833 nucleotides long. RefSeq names its product tripartite motif-containing protein 2-like. Gene Ontology annotation, biological process: protein polyubiquitination; negative regulation of translation; proteasome-mediated ubiquitin-dependent protein catabolic process. Lineage: Eukaryota; Metazoa; Mollusca; Bivalvia; Pectinida; Pectinidae. The transcript has 3 exons. Bases 676 to 3003 code for a protein of 775 amino acids. Gene Ontology annotation, molecular function: zinc ion binding; translation repressor activity; protein binding. The record is from RefSeq and is a predicted model, not a curated record.
UCACCCAAGCUAGCACGUGGAAAGACCGCGAGUGAUUCAGUCUGAAUGUGUGUUACACUGAAUCGAGAGUAUCGAUCGAUUUCCGACCAGUGAUCGGCACAUUCCUUGCCUGAAUUAUUGACGUAGAGGGUCGAUCUGUAUAGCACAGUCUUUAAAUACAACAUUCCCGCGUAAUAUUUGGAGGUUUCAUGUAUGUCGUGUCAGUUUUGGGAUGUUGUAUGUGUACCGUGUGUUUCCUCCAGACUAAUAUAUCGAUCCUUCACACAGGAGGAAUAGAAUUCAAGGAUUUGUGACGUAUAGUAUUGAUUUCUGUCAAAGUUAUUUCGGUGCACAUGCUGAAACUGACAUUCCGGGAGCUCUCCACAUGUGUUUAAUAGAAUUGAUUUUUCCGGAUAAUGUAGAAAUUCACGUCGAUGGCUUUUGGCGUGAACAAGAAUAACAUUUUUUACUGUUUUCGCUGUGGUCGUUUGUAUAAAUUGGCUUUAGGCUUUCCGUGACGCUAUUUAUAAAAUUAUAAUAUUAUAAUAGUUUCGCUUAUAAUAUUAUAAUAGCUGGAAACGGAACUAACGUUAGCUGUAGAAACCGGAACAAUUCCAACAUGGAUGGAACAGAUUCCGGGUCCUGUGGAGACGUAGUCGUUAGAAGGCUACCAAGGGAGGUAACUCUCGGAUCAUCAUGGCAGAGAGUUUUUCGGUGAUGCGUCAGAUCGACCAACAGUUAUUGAGUUGUGGGAUAUGUUUGGAGAGGUAUACAACACCGAAGGUAUUGCCCUGUCUGCACACCUUCUGUCAGAAGUGUUUGGAUAGCUAUAUCCCACCGGAGAGUCUCUCAAUCACUUGUCCUAUCUGUCGCCAACAGUCUAUUCUACCACAAGAGGGCGUUGAAGCUCUCCAAUCAAAUUUCUUCAUUACGAAUUUGAUCGAGGUUAUCGAGAACCCCAAGGUGUGUCGGGACUGUGGGAAAGAGAGUGGGACGUCUAUGUCCAAGUGUGUCGACUGUGGAGACUUCUUAUGUGAAAAGUGUUCCGACUCUCAUUUGACCGAGGACCUCACUAAGGAGCACAACGUCAUAUUACUGGCUGACGUCACAGGCUACGCGGAUAAAUCCCUCGAUAUGACGCUUGUUUGCCCUAACCAUGACGGGAAUUCUCUGUUGUACUAUUGCUGUGCAUGUGAAACGGCCGUGUGCAAAGAUUGUACUGAUGUGGAACACAUUGGCCACAAGACAGUGCUACUUGAGGAGGCAAUUUUCGAACAGAAAGGUCAGUUGCAAGAUUUGGUAACGAAAGCCAGAGAGCAGAUUCCAAGUUUGGAGUCGGCUAUUGUCACUGUAGGGACAGUUACGGAUAAUCUGCACGAGAAUAACGCUUAUGCCGAGGAUAAAAUCAAAACUGCAUUUGGAGACCUUAGAAAAAUGAUGGAUGAAAGAGAAACUGCUCUUCUGGGCGAACUGUCGACAAUCUACGACCACAAGAAAUUGACUCUCGCAGGCCAGAAAGAAAGACUUGAAAGCAUUCUGUCUAGAAUGUCUAAUUGUUGUGACGUGACUGAUGAAACAUUAAAAAGUGGAAGUGAAACAGAAAUAUUGCUUAUAAAGAAGGAAAUGUCAGAAAAGUUGAAGGAACUACCUGCUCUUAGACUUCAAUUUCAGCCCGAAGAGAAUGAGUGUCUGAUCUUUGACCCUAGUCAUUUUCAAAGUCUCAAAAAGUUAAUGGUAAACGUCGGUAAUAUUAACAGUAAUAGUGCUAUAGCCUUUGAGACGGUUGCCAGUGGUGACGGCCUCAAGGUAUGUCACAUCGGUAGGCCUUCUAUCAUCACCGUGACAACCAAGGACAGGAAAGGGGAGUUAAUUAAGAUCGGAUUCGCUUCUCUCUCGGCGGAAAUACGUGACGAAUCUGGUCACAAGCAAUCUCCGGCCAUUAUCGACCACCAGAACGGUAGUUAUGAGAUAUCGUAUACAGUUAAAAAAGAAGCUGCCUAUGAACUUGACGUCAAGCUUUAUGGUCAACAUAUUCGGGGUUCCCCAUUUAAAAUCAGGGCUCUUUCCGGUGUGGAUGAAGGAUCCGACCACCUAGGAAAUUCGUCAAAAAUACCGAGAACCGUUGUGAAACAAAAAGGAACAAAACGCCUAUCAAGUUCAAGGUCGCAUGGAUCGAACCGUCGUAGCAACCCCAUCGAAGACGACCUGUUGAUGAGAAUUGGUACGAAAGGCCGAAACAAAGGCGAGUUUACAAACCCACAAGGAGUGUGUGUGGUUGGAGGAAAGACAGUAGUGGCCGACAGCAACAACCAGUGUGUUCAGGUAUUCAGUGAGAUUGGUGACUGUAAAAUCAAGUUUGGGUCCCCCGGACGGGUUGCAGGGAAGCUCCAACGACCCACGGGAGUGACUGCUUCCCUGAACGGGAACUACUUGGUGGCCGACUAUGACAACAAGUGGAUCAGUGUUUUCUCUCCAGAAGGAAAGUACGUAAACAAGAUAGGUACCGGGAAACUUUUGGGACCAAAGGGGAUCGCUGUGGAUAAGAACGGACACAUCAUAGUCGUGGACAACAAGGGAAGUUGUGUGUUCAUAUUUCAAUCUAACGGUAAACUGAUAUCAAAGUUCGGAUCUAGGGGGAACCAUGACUGGCAGUUCGCAGGACCUCACUACGUAGCCGUGAACAAGGACAAUGAUAUACUCAUCUCAGAUUUCCACAAUCACUGCAUCAAAGUGUUUGACGGUGAAGGGAACUUUCUCAGUAGUUUCGGAUCAAAUGGGGAAGGAAACGGCCAGUUCAAUGCGCCCACCGGACUAGCAGUAGACAGCAACGGCAACAUCCUGGUGGCGGACUGGGGGAACUCACGGAUCCAGGUAUUCGACAGUACGGGGUCUUUCCUCAGCUUCGUCAACUCCUCCGCCGAGCCGCUCUACGGACCCCAGGGACUGGCUGUCACGGACGACGGUCACGUAAUUGUGUCCGAUUCCGGAAACCAUUGCUACAAAGUGUACAAAUACCUACAGUGAAAGAUAGCUCCUGAUGUCACUCCAGCUUCGGUUUUCAGAUUAUUGUCAACUUGAUUUGAAAGUGUAAUUCGGAAAGCAAUUUCCUUUAUUAUAUCUAUUUCUUAUCAUUCCGAAGAUGUUUUGGCCACAACUCGAAAGUUAUCAGAGUUUUACCAUUUUCUAACAUGGAAUGUUUUUGGCCAGAGUACCUGCGACAUCUGACAUGACCAAAACAUUGUCCAGCAUUUUUCAAAAGUGUCUAAGUAGCUGUUUUCAAUAUAAAUGUGGACUUGCUUCUAUUUUGUUCAAAACAAUAUGGUACUUUAUUCGAUUAUCUUUUGAUAAAUAUGAAAUGAUCUAAAUUAAUUAGAAUAUACGUAUAUUGCAUAUCCACAAUGUUAAUAGCAGGUAAACACUAGAGUUUGUCCUCAGUUUCGCACCAUACAGAACACAAAAUUGGUUCAAGUUAUUUCCCUGAUAUUAUGAAACCGGAAUUCCUUUUUAUGUUACACAUGAUCUUUAAAAUACAACAGAUGUAAUAUUUGAAUUGGUACGGCCACGUGAAUGAACAACCUCCUGUUAUAUGUCGGACACUGUGACGUCGGUUUAGGUUGUGAUCAUAUGUGAACUAUUGUGAUAGUGAAGAAAGAUUAACUGAUAUUUCAAUAAUACGCAACAUAUUGUUUUAUUGUAUAUGCUAUACCAGGUCCCGAUCUGUGUUCACCCUCAUUAUAGCCUGCUUCAUCUCGUCCACUGCCGUCGCUCCCCUAUGUUACCCCACUCCACUACCCGGCCUCUCCCCUUCCCCUACGCCGCCCCUCCUAUUACCUUCCACUACUCGCCCGCCCCUC